This is a messenger RNA of Polyodon spathula (Mississippi paddlefish), 1705 nucleotides long. It is a transcript of the gene ltv1, whose product is annotated as LTV1 ribosome biogenesis factor. The coding region runs from base 234 to 1673 and encodes 479 amino acids. Gene Ontology annotation, biological process: ribosomal small subunit export from nucleus; ribosomal small subunit biogenesis. The record is from RefSeq and is a predicted model, not a curated record. Lineage: Eukaryota; Metazoa; Chordata; Actinopteri; Acipenseriformes; Polyodontidae. Gene Ontology annotation, cellular component: nucleus; preribosome, small subunit precursor; cytosol. The transcript has 11 exons.
CGUUGGCAACGUGGAGAGUAGCAAGAAUCGGUCAAGCGCUAUAAACAUUGUUUUCGUUUUCAGUAACAGACUAAACUUAUCAAUUAUUAACAAUAACAGUUAAAGCAAAAGUUUAAUAUAUAUUUAUUUUUGUAACUGUAUUGUUAAGUUGUCGUUUAAAUACGAUCCACCUAAACAACAUAACUAGCGCUCCUUUUAAAGCCUCGUUUUACAAAAAACAAAACACGUGAGACAUGCCUCCGAAGAAGAAGCCUUUCAUUGAUAAGAAGAAAGCAGUAACGUUUCACCUGGUUCACAGAAGUCAAAGAGACCCCCUGGCAGCAGAUGAAACUGCCCCACAGCAUGUUCUUUUACCUGUCAAUAAUGCAGCGGCUGAAAAGAGAAAGGAAGUACAGAGGGACUUUGGUGUGUUCUACGAUGAUGACUAUAACUACCUGCAACACCUCAAAGAACCCUCUCGUCCUGCUGAACUUGUAUCGUCCACAGUGCCUCAGAAAGAAAGUCGGAUUGUGAUUACCCAGUAUGGAGAGGUGGAAGAGGAAUCUGAAACAAUCGCUGCUCCUUCUAUCAAUUUGCCUUCCUCGGUAUUUGCUUCAGAGUUUGAAGAGGAGGUUGGCAUGUUGAAUAAAGCAGCUCCUAGAUCAGGUCCAAGACUGGACAUGGAUCCUGAUAUUGUUGCCGCUCUUGAUGAGGAUUUCAACUUUGAUGAUCCAGAUAACAUCCUUGAAGAUGACUUUAUCAUGAAGGCGAAUGAAGCAGCUGGCAAAGAUGGAAACAAUGACUUUGUGGACUCUGCUGAAGAUGAGUGGGAAGAUACAGAUGAAGAGCUGAGUGAUGAUGAAGGGGAAAAUGCUAAUUCAGAUGACCUUCUGUCAGAUGACGAAGGCUCACAGUUUGAUAGUAGAGACGGGAAGAUGAAAGAAUUUAUGUUCAUGAAUGAGGAGACUAAAAGUCGUUUCACAGAGUACUCGAUCACCUCCUCCGUGAUGAGAAGGAAUGAACAACUGACACUCUUGGAUGACAGAUUUGACAAGGUAAUUCUAACUGAACAAUUUGAUGAGGAUGAAAUUGGUGCUUUGGAUAAUGCAGAGUUGGAAGGUUUCAUAGAUGCAGGCAGUUCUCGGCUGCACCAAGUAAUAGAUGAUUACUUCAAGCAAAAAGCAAAGGAGUACCAGAAACCUGAUGAUCUUGGACCAAAAGAGCUCCCGGUAUUAAAUGAGGAGGAUGAGGAAGAUGAGAAAGAGGAGAUGGAAACUUUAGUCAUUGAAGAGUCCAAAGAAAAGUGGGACUGUGAUUCCAUAUUGAGUACAUAUUCAAAUUUGUACAAUCACCCAAAAAUCAUAAAGGAUCCACCAAAGCUGAAGCCCAUCAAAGUAUCAAGUAAAACCGGAAUACCGCUGAAUGUCUUGCCUGAAAAAGGACUCACUGCAAAACAGGUUGAGCGCAUGCAGAUGAUCAAUGGCAGUGACCUGCCCAGAGUUUCUACACAGAAACGUGCCAAAGACGAGUCAAAGGAAGAAAGGAAAACAAGAAAGCAGACAAUAAAGGAAGAACGAAAGGAAAGAAGAUCAGAGAAGAAAGCAAAUAAAGUGGCCUUUAAAGAAGAGAAAGCAAGACAAGAGAAAGAAAUUAUGAACCUCAGAUUAAAUGUCCGGGGUCUAAAACUGUCAUAAACCUCAACAAUAAAGCAUACUUUUGACAUAUU